Messenger RNA from Phymastichus coffea, 1695 nucleotides. RefSeq lists its product as uncharacterized. The transcript has a single exon. Bases 1 to 1695 code for a protein of 564 amino acids. NCBI's taxonomy places the organism in Eukaryota, Metazoa, Arthropoda, Insecta, Hymenoptera, Eulophidae. The record is from RefSeq and is a predicted model, not a curated record.
AUGGAAGGUGGUGGUGUUGCUCUCUACAUUCGUGACAGCUUCUUCGUUCGCAUAAUUGCCAAAUCGCAUCCUGAUGACUACAAUGCGUCAGAAUUUUUGGUGAUGGAAUUACGACAACAACAUGCAAAACUUCUACUUGCUGUAGUCUAUCGUCGCCCGUCUGCGUUGGCUCCACUGAAUUUUUUCCAAACCAUUGUCCCUCUUCUCCCAAAUUAUCAUGACGUGAUAAUUUGUGGGGAUUUCAACUGCAAUCUCUUAUCGCACACACUACACUACGUCAACGUGCUCCGAGAACAAAUCGAGCGCUACGCCUUAAAAGUCGUCUCCAUGCUGCCUACUUGUCAUCGAUUCCAGGAUGGUCAUGCUUCUCACACUCUUCUGGACCUCUUCUUAAAUAAAAAUGACACAGAUAUCCACUCCUUUUCAAAAACGCCGGCCCCAUUUAUUGACUGUCACGACCUUAUCGAGCUUUCUAUCUACUCCACGGUUCCCCCCUCAGCCACGAAAACCAUCCUCAUUCGCAAACUGAAAAGUGUUGACAUAGUACAGCUAAAUUUACUGGUUGCCGAGAGCGUUGCCGUACAGUAUCCAUCACCGCAGACUACUCUUACUGACCCAACUCAAAUGUCCCUGGAUUCACUCGAACGCUUCCUCUCAAACGCCGUGCUGAAAGCCUUCGACACCCUUGCCCCGGUUCGCCAGACAAAACUGUCUGCCAAGGCUAAGCCGUGGGUAUCAGCUGACAUUCGCAUCCUCAUGCGUGCUCGCACGGCGGCGUACAAGCGAGCAAAAAUAACUGCGCUUCCAGGUGACAUUCGGAGGUACAAAGACCUUCGAAACCGUGUUUCAAACCUGCUUGACACUGCAAAAAAUAACCACAUCUCGGCCAAACUUGCAUCUGCCACAGAUCCCAAGACCAAAUGGAGAGAGCUUCGCUGUCUCGGCAUUGCACAAAAAUCCAUGCCGUCUCCACUAUCAUUUUUCUCACCCACAGCGUUAAACUGUCACUUUGCCAAAAUCGUUAACCAGCUUCCGCCUAUUACUCUUUCCUGCUACGACAAUCUCACAUCGAUACCACUCUCUCGCUCAUUCUCAUUUCCCCAAUUCAAUCUAAACCCGGUGUCAGUCAAGGACGUGGAGGAUGUUCUCGCGGAUGCCCACUCAAAGUCAAAAGGAGAGGACGAGAUCUCGCUGAGAAUGCUCUCGAUGGUUUCGCAAACUGUCCUUCCGUACUACACCACGCUUUUUAAUCACUCAAUUGCUAACUCACUUUUCCCCACGCUCUGGAAGCGCACACAAAUUGUCCCGCUCUCCAAAGUGAAAUCUCUUACCUCCCUUUCGGAUACACGACCUAUUGCUAAGCUAUGUGAGCCCUCGAAGCUCUUCGAGCGCCUCGUCCAUCGUCAAUUGUCAGCCUACCUUCAGCAGCAUCACCUGCUCGACUUCCGCCAAGCCGGAUUUAGAAGGGGACAUUCUACCGAGACCGCGCUCCUUGGUCUUCUCGACGAUGUUCGGUUUGCUACCGAAAAUAGGCUUCUCACCAUCAUCUAUGCGGAUGACACGCAAAUAUAUGUGCAUUGUUCCCCGCGGGACAUUGAGCGUGGCAUCGUGGAGGCCAGCGAGAUGCACAAGCGGUGGCUGAUUGGGCCUUGGGCAAUGGCCUUGAUCUCAACCUUGCUAAUACGAAGGCUAUGA